GUUCAAGCCUUAUGUUCUCUUUCUCAAUUCGCGGCAUGUAUUUCGAACUCCCGUCCACAUCCGUUUUCCAACGGCAAUCGUGCGCAGUUGCGCAUCGUGUCGAGAAAUUCUCACUUCGUCGACCAACCGGCCGCAGAAUAUCUGGCCCUUCCAGUAAGCCGACACUAGCGGCAACGCCAGGUUUCAUCGGCGAAAAGCUACGCCGGGAAGAAAAGAUACUGCGAGAAAUACGGCGGGAAGGAAAUGAUGGUGCCUUGGAAUACAAUUUGAAGUUGGCCAGCUUUUUUGAGACGAAAUCAGAUUGUCGCCAUACAACGGGGCAAAGUCGUCAUGAUGGAGUUUUUGAUACGUCCUCUACUUUUGAUACUGCUAAUCGCCCAGAUGCAGUCAGCUCAGGAUUCGUACAAAGCCGCUACUUUCGAAUACAAACCCGAAUACAUCACGGACGAUCCUGUGGAAACUAUGAGACUAAAUGCUAAAGAAUUUGAGAAGCAGAUAGAAACUGUCUCCAAAGAACAUGCAAAAAUCAUAGUAUUUCCUGAAUUGGGGCUGACUUCGAUACAUUUACCGAAUAGAUCAGCUUUGAGCAAUUGGUCUAUCGAAGUCCCGGAUCCUGAGAAAAAUUCCCUGCCAUGUAAUGAAUCCGGUAUUCACGAGGUUCUCCGUAAAAUUUCGUGUGCGGCAGAAAGGCGUAAACUUUACGUAGUGAUCAACCUGGUUGAAAAGACAGACAACUGUCUAUACUCCUCUAACGUGGUAUUCAGUUCGGAAGGGAGAAUAGUCGCAAGGUACCGGAAAUAUUAUCGUUACAACGAAUUCGGCGAAUUCAAUCGACCGAAUGAACUAAAUGCCACGGCUUUUAGUACCCCGUUCGGAACGUUUGGCGUGCUGAUUGGCGCCGAUAUUCUCUACGAAGAACCAGCUCGGACAUUAAUAGAAAAGAACAUAAGACAGUUCGUUUAUCCUUUAGCAUGGGUGACCGUACUGCCGUUUGCGACAAGUUAUCAGAUGCAGCGGGCGUGGUCCAAGACUAACGAUGUAACCGUGAUAUCUGCCCCAUACUACCCAGGCCAUGACUAUGUCGUAGGUGGUAUAUUUAUGAGUGCAGGCUACGACCCUAAAGCUGCUAGGCUCAACUCUGCCACUGUCGGUAUUGUGCCCAGAAAGGGGAGGGCAUCGAUCGAUGAAAUAAGUCAAAGUGUCACCGAACCGAUAGGAAAUGAUUGUGUCGUUCGUAACAAGGACAUCAAACUUAAGUAUGCAAACAUUAGACCGUUCACAAAUAAAAUCGAUAAUGAUACUAGUCAAUGGACAUGGGAGGGUGAUGGCAUCAAAUGCGAGUUCGAAGUUACCGCCGAUUUAUCGGCAAUAAAAACAGAAUCAUUCCAAUUCUUUGCCUACACUGGAAAGGAUGACGUCCUUGGCGAAAAGUGCUCUUCGUUCGCCACCAGUGUUUGUGCAAUCGUUAGGUGUGGCAGUAAUUCGCUCGAUAAAUGCGGCCUGGUCGGAACGUCCGGAGUCACUUUCAGUAGCAUAAAAAUAAAGGCUACCUACAACCAAAGAAUGCACGAACUGGUUUUUCAGAAUACCUUGCAGCACGGGUAUUAUGAGAUCCCGUCUACAAUGAAUUCAACGAAUUCCAUGGGGAAGAUGGUACAGACGAUGGUUCUGAGCUCGGAAGCGCAGGGAUUGGUGGUUUUUGGAAUUGUGAGGAAAUUCUUUCCUGCCACUCCGGCCGAUAAGGACGUGACGCUCCCAGCUAAUACGAGUGAUAAUCCUGACAUCUGUCCAUCGCUAGUCCCCGAUCCUGAACCUCAUUCAACACGUGAUUUAACACUCAUAUAUCUGUCUAUCAUAUUUUCCGUUGUCCUUCUUGCACUGGUUGCGAUCAAGUACCGAAGACAAAUAUUGUCGAGAAUCACCGAUUAAAUUUAACUAUCACAACUUCUCGCUCUAGAAUCUCUGAGUUUGACUGGGUCCGCGUUAUCCGUGGAUUACUUUCAUUCCAUCUCACUACUUUUAGCGCUAAGUGAUAACAAACGUGGUCCGGUGAGGAUGGGGUUACCAAAACAGACUGGUAUACGAGUUUUCUGAGUUUUGAUACAGUUUACUCGCAGUCUUUAGGAUGAAAAAAUUGAAAAAAGUGACAUUAUUGCUUGGACUAGGAAACGAGUAACGAUGAGAAAAUUGCUAUACCAGAGCGUUUUGGCCACUUCAAUAAAUCACUUGUUUCCUUGUUUUUUUUCCCCGUCUUUGUGACAGUUUAAAUUAUUCGCCCUCGACGUCACGCGCGAAAGUAGACCGUAUGUAUAGACGCGCUACAUGUGGGUGUUACGAAAGGUAAACAGCUGGAAAACUGCCCUUGCUUUGGUAACAGGUUAAUAAUCCCCGGGGCGACAUUCUGUACCCGCCGUCUUACGAUAUAAUUCUAAUGUCACUGUUCGCUUCGAGUCAUAGCCUGGGAAUUUUGUUAAGAACUUAUUCUGCGAGUUUUUAAAAAAGUUAGUUGUUGGUUGGGAUUCGAAUACCAUCACGGUAGACCAGAUGGAUGUGUCUAUUUUUAUCUAUCUACUAUUUUUAUCUAUCUGAUCUGAAAAUUAUGAUCAUUUUUCUUUCUUAUUUUUAUUAUCUCGUUUAUACUAAUAGCUAACAGCGUGUCAAAUAUGCAUUCAUCCCUGCAGUCAUUCAUUCACCCAUUCUGUACAUAAAUUAUUGACAAUAGGUGUAUGUAUAUAGUAAAAAUUGUAAACUUAAAUCGUGUAUUCCCAUCAGCGUCAUGGUAUGGAUAAACAAUCUUUGUUAAUACCGUUUAUCGUUGAAAAGUGUCGUUUUUUUUACUUGAAAUAUCUUAUACUUAUUAUCACAGCUGGAAUUAUUCAAAUGAUAAGUGUGAUAACAAGGCUUAAAUUCUAAAUAAUUAACGGGAGAAGAAGAGGUAGAUUUAAACAGAAAAUAGACGUUGGAGUGCCGGUAACAUGCAUCAAAAGUAUAUUAUGAGAUAUUUAAAACCAAUUAUAUUAUAAAGGACCGUAGUUUGUAAUGAAUAAAUAGUUCAUUAUACUACAACAGAAUAAUUACACAACUGCUCGGAAUAUUCGCAUCCGGUCACACGUACCUACUCUCUUUCCUUUCGAACUCAUACCUUUUCUGCAUCGUUCGCUGUUACUUUCGCUAAUCCACUUUUCUCUCGUUCGGUCAUCAACAAUGCGUAUAACUUGACACACACGUUACACACACAAGCAAACAUGCUUACAAACGCACACAAAUAAUUACCGUACAGUAUACACAUAAAACGACCUUUAACAAGUCUUACUUCUGGACACGUACAUUCAACACCUAAUGCUUCAACGAUGGACCGUUCGAGUGUGAGUUUACGUGAUUAAAUUGUAUUUGUUCAAUGGUGUGUCUGAGUGGUUGAAAGUAUGAGUGCUACUAUUACUAUUUCAGACACGAUAAACCAUGAAAAAAGCCCUUUAAUAUUAUCUAGCAUAAGUUGAUAUAAAAAUAUGAGCGAAUCGAGCCUAUUAACAGGAUGAAUCCGUCAACGCUUUGUGACGAUGUAUAUAUUUUGAUAGACGAAAGUAAGAACCGAAGUUCGGACGUAUCAGCGGAUCAGCAGAUCGGCAAAUUAGUAGGCCUACGAUUUUAGAAGGAGAGAGUUGUGUA
Messenger RNA from Neodiprion virginianus, 3666 nucleotides. RefSeq names its product biotinidase-like. The transcript has 8 exons. NCBI's taxonomy places the organism in Eukaryota, Metazoa, Arthropoda, Insecta, Hymenoptera, Diprionidae. Bases 331 to 1929 code for a protein of 532 amino acids. The record is from RefSeq and is a predicted model, not a curated record.